UUAGUCAUAGUUUUCAUGAAAUUGGCACACCCUCUUCUCGUGUAACCGCUGUAGAAGUCACGAAUGUGAGUUAAGUUCUUACUAACAGGUACACAGGGAGAUGUGUCUGUGUUUUAGUCAACAAAGGCCGCCCUAAAACCGAGGUGAAUUGAGUUCAGUGCUUGCCUGUGGAAACAGCGAGGUCCUAUCCUGUGUUCGUCGCUAGAUGGCGAGAGAAGUCCAGUUUGUGGAGGGAUUAACGGGGUCUUGUAUCGUGCUGCAGCUUGGAUUAUUGUGCAAUAGCCUACAACAUUUAGUACAAACCAUGAGAUGGCAUUCAAAGGAAAAGCAGUCGACUCAAAGGCCGUGCUCUUCAAUCUGCUGCUGUGUCUGCUCAUAUUUUACUCCCUUUUCUACAUUAUCGGGAGUGUGUGCUUCGGUGCCUUCAGGUUGCAUCACUUUGAUGGGCUGAUUCCAUUCGACUUUAAGACUGAGCCUGCUGAGUCAAACUCCAAAUACUUGGUGAACCUCCUCUCCUUGGAGCUCACCUACUUCUGCAGCGGUCUUUUGUUUGCUGCAGUGGUGAAGAGGCGUGUCUGGGACUACGCACUCACUGUCACCCUUCUCCAUGUAAUGAUCACCAGCCUAGUGAUGUUAGAGUUCCCUAUGGUUUGGCAAUGGUGGCUGGCUUUAGGGAGCGGCUUGUUUCUGAUGAUCUGCAAUGGUCAGUUGAUUGCUUACUUCACAUGCCAAAGUGACCAGAGCUAUGCAUCCUUCAGCAUCUACUGACAGACAGAAAGCUGCUUGUUUUAAGUAAGGAGGACAAAAAAGAAAAGAAAGAAGAAGCUUGUCACCAUCAAACCUGAAGUCAGAGCUGGGUCCAAUUUGUGUUAGAGUGUUGCCAACAGAUUGGCAUCCUAUUUUAUGUAAAUGCCAGAAGAUCGAUAAUGCACAAUGCAGGUUUUUAAGGCACCCUGUGAAGUAUCUGCAGUACCACUGUAAGCUGUGAAUGUGAAAGCAAAAUGGGACAGUUGCAAUUCAAGUCUGUAAAUAUAUAUAAAAUGUGAUGUAAAAUGUAAAGUUCUAACAAUGUAACGGUCCAGAUGGAAUAUUAAUUGUUGUGUCCUUUCAGUAAAUAGAGGUAGGUAGGACUUGUGAAACAGUAACCAGCCUAUUUCAAAUGAUGGACUAAUGCUAAAACAGCAAUUACUUAGAUACACUUCUAUUGAGUGUGUAAGCAGAAACAUACAGACCGUUGCAGUGUUGGUUUAAGAAAAUGUUGCACAAGUUUUUUAAAAAAGGCUUUGAU
Molecule: messenger RNA, 1288 nt
Organism: Labrus bergylta (ballan wrasse)
Lineage: Eukaryota; Metazoa; Chordata; Actinopteri; Labriformes; Labridae
Product: putative transmembrane protein 244
Source: RefSeq, a predicted model, not a curated record